This is a messenger RNA of Hypoxylon trugodes, 294 nucleotides long. RefSeq lists its product as uncharacterized. The annotation marks the transcript as partial. The transcript has a single exon. NCBI's taxonomy places the organism in Eukaryota, Fungi, Ascomycota, Sordariomycetes, Xylariales, Hypoxylaceae. The record is from RefSeq and is a predicted model, not a curated record.
UACCAUCUUAAUGAACAUGCCCGUAUGUGUACAUCUUUUCUCGACAUUCGACCUUACAACAGCAUGGCUUACAAUAGUGUGGAUAUUUCAAGCUUUCCAUACAGAUGUAGGCGACGGUAGUGAUCAAUAUAAGUUUAAUUCCACAGCAUAUCCGUUUAUCGUCACGCUGAAAUUAGGAGAGUACUCGAUAGCAUUUAAGAAUAAUCUAUUUACGUACUUCUAUAGCUAAGGUUCAAUCUUGCCUAUAUUUGGAACUCAUGAACACAAUAGCAAGGCAAACGAAAGAAAGGCAGG